CAAGGAAUCAAAUGACAGUCAGUGCUGCUAUGAUUGGGGGGUGGCUUCCCACUGUGGAAGGUCAAGGCACUUUUUUUUUUACGUCCCGUCGAGCACACAGCCACAAUCACUCAGUUGUCGGUGUCAUCAUCUGGUUUUUGUCAACACUACAUCAGAAGGUAAGAAAGAGAAGAGCGAAUGAAUAUCCACAGUUGAUCUCAGGCCAGUAAACAAAAACGUGCUGGAGCUGCUUUCAUCAUGGAGAGCAGUUGGUUGCUCAAGGCGGUUUGCGUUGUGUUCUUCAUCAACGAUGAGUUGUCGGAAAGUUCGACUCAUCAUCAUUUCCCUUCAGGCGUGUCUGGCUGCGACCGAGGAGUCUAUGAGAACGUCAUCGACGAUUUCUGUUUGGUUAAGUUCAAGUCGGACAUGGGGGCAAUAGACAAACGUCUGUGGUGCAGCUGGCCGGACACCACGCAGAUCUAUGAGGAUCUGACUAACUGCACCUACCAGGUGGCCCUGAGUAUGGACUGCUUCUGGCCCGAUCAGAUAGUCGACCGCUUCUUUGCGAGGAUCCACAGAGACUACUUUCUGGACUGCCCGCCGACCGGCCGGCUCAUCCGCGACCCGCCGGCUAGUGUCCUUGCUCCAUUCAUCGGUGUGCCCAUAUUGGUCACCUUGCUCGUGACAGCCCUGGUGGUGUGGAGGAGUAAACACACAGAGGGUGUUCUAUAGCAACACUUCUACAUGGACGCCUUUUUUUUUUUGUGGUGACAUCAUAAUUCGACAAAAUAUGUGAGCAGGAUAUUCACAUGCUCGUCAAAAAGCGGUGACUUAUGUUAUUCUUUUUCAAACAUCCCUUUAAGUGAAGCUGAUCUUAACUCAUCCACUGCCAGCCAAGUUAAAAUGGAUCUUUGACGUCAAUAGCCGUCAAUGGUAGUAAACGAGUUAAUAAUCUCUUGCAAAGGAAUUAAGUAUAAGACUGAAAGGAUUUUAGAAUGAAAAAACACAAUGCAAAAGAAAACAGCCUCCAUUUUUGUAGUUUAGCUUUAUUCAAAAGUAUGCGGGCUAAGGAGUAUUUCUUUUUGUAACUCUUAACAGAUCCUUGGUUUAUAGUAUUUCUAUUACUAUAAUACAAAAGGAUCACGGUUUUCGUGCCAGCAUGUAGAAAUACUUGAUCUUCAUAGUGAGCUCCGUGUCUGGCGAGGACACCUGCAUGGCAGCCAUCAGCCUGAAACGAAAGACGAGUUAAAUUCAAUAUUGGUCGAGAGAAACAAAGAGUAUGUCAGCAACAGCGGUAAACAAAGCAGUGAUUGCAAUGUCUCACUUGUUUCUGAUGUUGUCAGAGAGUCGCUCGGCCUUGAUGGCAUCCUGGCUCUUCAGAUUCUGGUAGUUAGUAAAUGUCUCUAUCAAACCGAUAAAACUGUUUACAGUCACCGUCCUGUAAAUAUUUUGACAGCCGUUCCUAGAUGCACACAAAAUGGAGAAGGAAAAUUUAAAAGGGCCAUUCUGUGCAAAUGUUAUUUUUUUAUAUACAAAUAGUUGGUACUCCUAGGUACCUGCCUAGCCAUAAAGUUAAAAUAAUUAAACACAAGUAUGUCUUGGUAAAUAACGAAAAUUAUUUUCUGAAUAAUUGACCAAUCACGACCCACCGACUGCUACAACACUCCUUGAGGUUCUUUGAUUUAAAAAAAAAAAUCUAUUAAGACAUAUCGGGACUAUUUUGAAUUGUGAUAAAAUUGCAUUAUUAUAGAAUCAAAAAAAUAGUACACUCACCACUCUUUUUCCGGGAAGGAGCAGGAGUCAAACAUGUCGAAGUAAAUUUGUGACGGACAGGAGCCCAGACAAGGGUGAUUAAAAGGAAGCAGAGCUGCAUAAAACUAAUCAUGAAAAAUCAUGACAAAAACAUCACAAGUCACUAAAGCAAACCUGUCAGAAUUUCUGAAACACAAAAACAAAUUCAAUUUCUUCAUAGUUAACAGCCAAUCGGAGUGACCGAUCGGAGUGACCAAUCGGAGUGACCGAUCGGAGCGACCGAUCGGAGCGACCGAUCGUCACAAAUCAAAUUCAAAUCAGACUCAAAAUGCAUAAUGACACAAAAUUUUCAUCAGUCUUUGCCAUCAUUCUGCUUGUAUGAUGAGUGUGUGUGCAAGAUUGGCAUAUGUGUGGAUUUGAUUUCAUAAAAACUUGACUGUGGCUGGUGUUAUAAACAUUGACUUUUCAA
Molecule: messenger RNA, 2200 nt
Organism: Syngnathus acus (greater pipefish)
Lineage: Eukaryota; Metazoa; Chordata; Actinopteri; Syngnathiformes; Syngnathidae
Product: receptor activity-modifying protein 1-like
Exons: 4
Coding region: 238-711 (157 amino acids)
Biological process (GO): G protein-coupled receptor signaling pathway; regulation of G protein-coupled receptor signaling pathway; receptor internalization
Cellular component (GO): signaling receptor complex; cell surface; membrane
Molecular function (GO): coreceptor activity
Source: RefSeq, a predicted model, not a curated record